Molecule: messenger RNA, 2830 nt
Organism: Linepithema humile (Argentine ant)
Lineage: Eukaryota; Metazoa; Arthropoda; Insecta; Hymenoptera; Formicidae
Gene: angel
Product: protein angel
Molecular function (GO): 3'-5'-RNA exonuclease activity
Source: RefSeq, a predicted model, not a curated record
AAACUGAUGAGUAUUAAAUUCAUAUUUGCGCCAGCUCUUUAAGCUACGUUUAAAAUUCGCCAACUUAUAUGUACAUUCAUCCUGUAUUUGUGGACUAUAUGUAUCAUCAAAUGCUGCACAUAAAAAUCGCACACGACGUUGCACCGUGUUUAGAAUCAUAUGAGUACGCUUUUGGCGCUAAUUGCGGAAUAUGAAUACGGACAUCGGCUAAUUCCUCUUUAAACUACAUUAUACAGUCUUUAUUAUACAGACAGAAAACCUAAAGUUGAUCAGGGUCAACGGUGAUUUCAAUGGUGAUUCCAAUCGAAUUCCAUCGAUCAUAAAACUAUCUGCGACGAAGAGCGCGAAUUUAUUACUCGUCCAAGGACGAUCGAGGUUAGACAUUUCCUGGUGAGACAUUCCUCGUUGGAUUCCUCCCUCGGAUGGAUAUGCGGUAUAUAUCAAGGAACGUUCGUAAUAACUACGUUUUAGAUCCUUGGGGUAAAAACGCAUAGAUUAUGACAAAAUUGUGAAAACGUGUAUCGAUUGCGUGAAAUUGACGCAUGAUAAAUGAACGCAUCUUCGAAGUUGCUGCUGACAACCACCGCCCCUCUACUGAAUGUAGCAUGUAACACGCGGGCGGCUAUAUUUCUUCAAUCGCGGAAGAUAUUUUAUACGCUGGAGCUGACUUGGCAGCAGUUGCUCUUGGAAAAUCUACGUGGCAGUUCUCUUCUGAAAGUUUUAAAUUCCAACUAUCUUGAACCAGCUACCUCUAUGGACAAUUCUUCCUCUCAUCAAAAGUGUACAAAACCCAAGAUGGAUCCUUAUCAUGAUACAUGUUACAACCAAAAUAAUGCUACUGCAAUAUGUGAUAUAUCGUUCAAUAGUGCAAGUAAUUAUAAUAUGCUGUAUCAUCAGUCUGGAACGUUCACAGAUAAAAGUGUUAAAACUAAUGUAGCAGAUCCAAAACCAAUUGGAAAUUACAUUGAUAAACCAAGAUACAAGGCUAUAAGAAAGUGGAAACGACUCGGGAAAGAAAGAUCAAUCAGUAAUGCAGAAGAUUUAUUUUUAAUGAGAGUUUUAUCUUUUAAUAUCCUGGCACAAAAUCUAUUGGAGGAUCACUCAUAUCUAUACAUGAAUCACAACAAGAAAACUUUAAUGUGGAAAAUUCGGAAACCUCUUGUGAUACAGGAGAUAAUUGAGGCAGAAGCAAACGUAAUAUGCCUUCAGGAAAUGCAGGAGGAUCAUUUGCUAGACUUUAUAAUUCCAUUUAAGCAACUUGGAUACGAUUAUCUGUACAAAAAGAGAACCAAUGAUAAGAAAGAUGGUUUGCUCUUGCUAUACCGUUCUGAUCAGUUCACUUUGGUGGAUUACGCGAAAGUGGAGUUAUAUCAAUCUGGUAUUGAGUUAUUAAGCAGAGACAAUGUUGGAAUAAUCGCGAAAUUUUCUCUUAAAGAUAGUCCGGAAACGCAAUUUGUAGUCGCUACUACUCACUUGUUGUAUAAUCCAAAACGUAACGAUGUGCGAUUAGCGCAGAUACAGCUUUUACUAGCGGAAAUAGAGCGGAUUGCAUUUGUCGAAAACUUGACAAUGGACAAAGCAAAGUACUUACCAAUUAUACUGACAGGCGACUUCAACUUGAAGCCAUUUUCAGGUGUUUAUAAGUUCCUAACGGAGGGUUCCUUCGAAUAUCAUGGCAAAGGACGAAAUUUAGAGCCGUCCUCAUAUCGUUCACUAUCCAACUCUCUAAUACCAUCGAGAUUAUGCGUCACCGAUAAUUGUCAGCACUUUAAUAUUUUAACUCAGAGGCUGCAAAGAGAAGGCACUGGCAAAGUCAUGUUGGAAAACAGUGAAUUCCCCCCUCAGAAAGACGAAAAGAUGUCCACAUCUUGUAAUACAAAAGUGUUGCAACAGAACAACGUCAAUGCUGACACUGAUCGUGCGCAGACCAUCGAGAUUAUACAAGGUCAUUCUGCGAAAUUUGCAUCCGGCACUCUAACGCAUCCUUUUAACAUGCGUAGCGUUUAUACUCAUACGAGUGCUCACGGUGAGGAAGCGACGACACACCAAGAAGAAUGGGUUACGGUGGAUUAUAUAUUCUAUAGCAAUAUCCAACCUAUAGAAAAAUACACUUUGCUUACAGUAAGCCAAUGCAAAACGUUACGAAGAUUACCAAAUUUUGUAGUAGGAAGUGAUCAUUUGAGCAUAGGUGCCACCUUCCAGUUACCGAAAAAAAAAUCUCUACUUUAAUAAUUUCUUAUGUACCAUUUUUCUGAGAUGGUCAUAAUAAAAUUAAAUCUUUUAUAGUUGAGUUAUUGAAUAGUUUAUCAGUUAUUUAGGUUUGUAUUUCUAAUUCAAAAACGUUUUAAAAGAUAUUUUUUUAAAUAGAAAAAAAUAUCAUAUAUUCACGUUUUAUUGACAAUAUGAUAUCUUGAUGCUUGAAAAGAGAAAUCAAAUUCAUUGAAUGUACUUUAUUUUUAAUUUUUAAAGUGUUUAAAAAACAAAAAUGUAAAAAAAAGAAAUAAAAUUUUUUAUUUUUUUCUGCCUUGAAUUCUUUUGGUCACGAAUAAUUGGUAAAGUGACAAAUAAAUAUCUUUAAUUUUUUGAUAACUAAAGGACAAUUAUUUUAUUACCCGACCAGGAGCUGUGUGCCAGCUGUAUAUGAUUAAUAUUGCGGGCUGUAGAAACUUUCAUAUAAAUGUUCAAUAUAUCACAAAUAAAUCUGUGAUAUGGCAAGUAUCAAAGUAAGAAUUAUUGAUAUAUGAAGGUAUAGGAUAAAUGGACAAUCGUGAUUCUUUAUAAAAUAAGUAUAAUUUUAUAUAGUAAGAUAUUGUAAAAUAUUGUACAAAUU